AUGCAGCUUCGCCAUAUUGCCUUGCUAGAACUAGGGCCUCACCUGGAGCAGCUUUUACAACGAUGGAUGACGAUCCAUGGAUCCUCCGUUUCUCCUGGUGUUGAGAAGGCACUGCGAUUGAUAAUGAAAGCUCACGAGUUCUUUGAGAGCAAAAGUGCAGACUUUGCUCCUCCUCAGGAGGAAGAACAACAUCUCUCCCCAGAAUCCAUUCGAAUGAACAAGGGCUGA
Messenger RNA from Penicillium mononematosum, 228 nucleotides. RefSeq lists its product as uncharacterized. The record is from RefSeq and is a predicted model, not a curated record. NCBI's taxonomy places the organism in Eukaryota, Fungi, Ascomycota, Eurotiomycetes, Eurotiales, Aspergillaceae. Bases 1 to 228 code for a protein of 75 amino acids. The transcript has a single exon.